Messenger RNA from Penicillium verhagenii, 753 nucleotides. RefSeq names its product dienelactone hydrolase family protein. NCBI's taxonomy places the organism in Eukaryota, Fungi, Ascomycota, Eurotiomycetes, Eurotiales, Aspergillaceae. The transcript is spliced from 4 exons. Gene Ontology annotation, molecular function: hydrolase activity. Bases 1 to 753 code for a protein of 250 amino acids. The record is from RefSeq and is a predicted model, not a curated record.
AUGUCUGGAAUCAGCAAGGCUUGCUGCUCUAUUCCCCCUGUGGUGUCCAAGGGCUACCAGGCCAAGGGAGCUUACCAGACCAUCAAUGGUCUCAAGACAUACGUGACUGGUCCUGCGACCGCCACAAAGGCCAUCCUUCUCGUUUACGAUAUCUUCGGCUUCUUCGACCAGACCAUCCAGGGCGCCGAUAUCCUGGCCAACUCGAACGAACAGAAGUACCGCGUAUUCAUGCCCGACUUCUUUGAGGGCAAGCCCGCUGAUAUCUCCUGGUACCCUCCUACCACCGACGAGCACAAGAAGCUCCUCGGCAACUUCUUCCAGAACCAGGCCGCCCCUCCUCUCCACCUCCCCAAGCUCCCCGAGAUCGUGGCCGAGGGCAACAAGCUCGCCCCCAAUGGUGGAUUCGACUGGUCUAUUUUGGGCUUCUGCUGGGGUGGUAAGAUUGCCGCUUUGGCCGUCGCUGGCGAUAACAAGAUCUUCAAGUCCGCCGCUCAGUGCCACCCCGCUAUGAUCGACGCCAACGACGCCAAGACCAUUAAGGUUCCUUUCGCCAUGCUCGCUUCCAAGGACGAAGCUGCCAGUGAUGUCGAGGCUUUCAAGGCCAACCUGGUUGUCCCCAACCACGUUGAGACCUUCUCGACUCAGAUUCACGGCUGGAUGGCUGCCCGCUCCAACUUGGAGGACCCUGAGGUGAAGAGCGAGUACGAGCGUGGUUAUAAGACUCUGCUCCAGUUCUUCGCCCAACACGCGUAA